Molecule: messenger RNA, 4373 nt
Organism: Esox lucius (northern pike)
Lineage: Eukaryota; Metazoa; Chordata; Actinopteri; Esociformes; Esocidae
Gene: march2
Product: membrane-associated ring finger (C3HC4) 2
Exons: 5
Coding region: 414-1154 (246 amino acids)
Biological process (GO): protein ubiquitination
Molecular function (GO): ubiquitin-protein transferase activity; zinc ion binding
Source: RefSeq, a predicted model, not a curated record
UAUCUACAAAGGGGUGAAUGUAUUUGUAUUUUUACUGUAGCUCUUAGACCGCAGAAUGCCAUCCUAGUAGCGAACAAGAGCGUAUUACAGGCAGUAGCGAGCAACAUAGCGCUAGUUAGCUAUGCUGAACGGAAACGCCGUCCCCGUUUGUAGUGCCUGGAAGAGGCUACUGUUGUCGUCUGGCAGCUAGGCGAGAAUUCACACAGCCAGCCAGCUGAAAUGAAAUAAGAAAUUUGUCGACAUUUAUGGUUUCUAUAGAGUACAAUUUUAUAUAUUGUCAACCCCACAUAUCGCCGAUUAAAAUGAAAAAAGGAACGCUCUAUUGGGCUUAACCAUUUGGACGGAGCGGGGUCUGCUCCCCAUCGUCCUCCUGACCCCUUGACCCCCCAACCCCCACCCCGGACAGCGUAACCAUGACGACAGGGGAGUGUUGCCACCUUCCGGGUUCCCUGUGUGACUGCACUGGUAAUGCUGCCCUCUCCAAAAGCGUGGAGGAUUCAGACAACUGCAGGGCUCAGUAUGUCACCCAGGUCACAGCCAAAGAUGGACGGCUGCUCUCCACCAUCAUCAAACCCCUGAGCACACAAAGUGAUGGGCCAAUAUGCCGGAUCUGCCACGAGGGGGCCAACGGCGAGGGGCUCCUGUCCCCCUGUGAUUGCACAGGGACUCUGGGCACUGUCCACAAGAGCUGCUUGGAGAAGUGGCUGUCCUCCUCCAACACCAGCUACUGUGAGCUGUGCCACACAGAGUUCACGAUUGAGCGCAGGCCCAGGCCCCUCACAGAGUGGCUUAGGGACCCGGGCCCCCGUAACGAGAAGCGCACAUUGUUCUGUGACAUGGUGUGCUUCCUGUUUAUCACGCCCCUUGCGGCCAUCUCCGGCUGGCUGUGUCUGAGGGGUGCCCAGGACCACCUGCACUUCAACAGUAGACUGGAGGCAGUGGGCCUAAUCGCCCUCACCAUUGCCCUCUUUACCAUCUAUGUCCUCUGGACUCUGGUGUCAUUCCGCUACCACUGUCAGCUUUACUCUGAGUGGAGACGAACCAAUCAGAAAGUACGCCUGCUCCUUCCAGACGGAAAGGGGGCGUUUUCAACCCAGCAUUCCUUGCUCUCCACCAAGCUGCUCAAAAAGACAGCAGAUGAGACCAUAGUUUGAGGUCAAAGGUGGGAAGAUUGAAGUUGGCGUUUUUCUUCGUGUGCUGGAGGUUCUUGGCAAAAGACCACAUCUCCAACCAGAGUUCUAGCACUUGUGGAUGCAUUUUUUUCCUUUUCUAUUUAAAUCCUUUUUAACUGUGUGUAUCAUCUUUAUCAGCACUUCAUUUUCCACCUCUGUUUUUUGUUUAUUCAUGUGCGCCUCCAAUGGUGUACCGUGGAUCUGGUGAAACCAGUAUGAUGUUUGGGAAGGUUUGGUUAAGGGCAGUUGGAUGCUGCUGUGCCCUGCAAUGAAACAACCAAGUAUUGGACAGACAGCUGCUAAAGCUUUAAGACAAAACUCUGACUUUUUCUCUUCACUAUCUCCAGUUCUCCACCGACUCUAACAGUUUAGAAUGGAUCUAUGACCCUGGUCUAACUAAAGCAUUUUAUUCAGUGGUUUCUUUACCCCAGAGCACAGAAGGUUAAACAUUUGAAUUCUGUAUACCUGCUGUUGGCUAUUCAGCUGUAGGAUAAAAAAAAAUGUUGACACAAGACAGUUGAUUUUCUUCAGAUGACUCCAUCUGUUUUCCCCCCUGGUGUGAGCAGAAAGGCCAUUAUUAAAGAUUGAGAUUGUGCAAUAAAACACUGGAUGCGUCCUCUCACCGUACAUGAUGAGAGCGCUACCAAAACACACAGUUUUGCAUGCAUGCAAUGUAACUUUUUUUAUUUUCUGGGAAAUGGUCUAACUUUUUUACUUUAAUGGAUUUAAAGAGAGGUUGGUUGAACUCCCAGUGAUCUGGUGUUACUAGUUAGUAUGUUGAUCAUGGCGUUCUUGCUAGGAAUAUGCACAGUUCUUUCAUAGUAUCAGCACUUAAUGAAAACUGUUUAAAUAGAUUGGAUGGUUGGAUGUAUGUCUAGAUGCCACUAAUGGAAAACUUUAACAAACAAGAUUCCUCCGACAAGUAGUUCAAAUGUUUUGUGAUUGAUAAAAAUGAAGGCUUACCUUUCCAGGACAAUAUUAGAGUAGUGCAAGGUAAAAUUUAAACCUGCUGGAAAUCAGGGGUUAUUGCUUUCCGAAGACAAAAGCCAAUGAAAGGCUGUUACUUGUUGUUUUUAUGUAUAUUAUGUGUGUCUCUGUGUAAUCACAACAAUAGCUAGUAAUCGCAGCAGCAACAGCUUAGAUUGGUUGGUUGAUGUUACUUCAGGUUUUGUAGCAGUUGUAUUCUCUUUCUGACAUGCCGGCAACCAGACUCAGACAGUUAAAGGUCUAUAAAUUCAGACUGUCCUGACAAACCAGUGUCUGGUGCCAUACAAGUGUUACCAUACAUCUACCUGAGAUUUGAAACGCACGAGGUGACCUCUGGAUAACAGAGAGAUAUGCAAAACUGCAGAUUCAUAGGGCUGGCCAUGGCUUGGUGAAUUUGUUGACUUCACUAUCAGCUGUUUGAAUCUUUUAAGAAUAUUCAUGGGCAUUUGGUUUGAGUUCCUUUGUUUUAUUUGUUUCUCUCAUUUAUACCGUUUCUUCGUGAGUUUUAUAAACACUAUGUUCCCCUGUUGGUAUUACAUGUGUUGUUCAGUAUAGUGCCCAAGAUGGAGCGGAAAGGUAUUGGCUGUGUGUACAUAUCCUCCUCACUAGGAAACUCCCAUUAUACUGCACAGAAACCUGGCUUAGAUUUGACACCUACUUAUUUCAGUAAUAGCAGAUUUUUUUCAAUCACUUGGCCAUCAUCUUACUGUGUAAAGUUACAGGGUCAACAGAACCUCUAGGCUUCAUGCAUUGAUUCCACUAAAUACCUAAAAUGCUUUAGAGUGGGACAGCUAUCCAGUGGGAGACUUAUGAAGCUGGGAGAAUCCUAGUGGGGAGAGAAGCCUUCUGAAUUCAGAUUAAACCUGAAAAGAUAAAUAGGAAAAGAGGAAGUCAUCUUCUGAACUUUAGCUGGAUAGAUGGACACAAGUCAGCCCAGUUCUAUGGUGUCCUCUUGGGAAAAGAGAAAUGUAACCACCUGUUUAUUUUUGUUGAAGUGAAGAUUUGUCACUCUAAAGAAAUCCUCUUGUAUGGACAUUGUUUUUAUGUUGUUUAAAGGUAAUGUUGUGCAAUAGUAAUAUAAGAGCGUAGUAUGAGGUUAUUUUACUGUACGCCAAUAUGGGUGGCAGGUUGGAAAAGCAUUGAUGUAGUCUGGGUACCAGUCUCUUUACCUAACGUAACUCUCCUUGCCACGGCCAGUGGUUGGCACAUGACAUGUAAAACACAGAGGGGACGGUAAGCUCAAAGAGCCUGGUACCCAGCCUCGUGUUGAUGUUUCAGCAUGAGUUGUUAUCUGCAUUGUUAGCAAUGGGUCACUGCCUUGUCACAUGUUGUCUCUGAUUGGUUUGUUAACCUCCACUUGACAUUGGGAGCCAUGGAGACUAUUGUGUUGGGCGUGGUUACAGCCAGUGUGCAAUUUGAUAACUUUAUCAAUGCUUUUCUUUCCUAUAACCUUAACAGUGCAUAAGCAAAUAAUGAAAAUCAUGUUAAAGUUAGUGCUUACUAUAGAUCAUAGCAGUUUGCUCAGUUGUGCUGGCUGAGAGGGCCACAAUAGGCCAUUUUCUUUUGAUAUGCAAGUCUGAGAGUUGCUUGUAAUAUGCAACAGGGCUCCAAAUGAAAGUAGCUCAGAGUCUGGCCUUAUUAGACUGCAGUAUUAUAACUGAUCAGCUCAACUCAAACAAGUCCUUCUUUCCUAAGAAGUGUUGAUUCUUGUAUUUUAUAUAUCAAAUGGCACUUUCGCAAACCUAUAAUGGAAAUAAAUACUGGUUGUUAAUAUAGUCUCACAAUAAAGACUUGGAGGAAUGUAAAAAGCUGAUAUUUCUGAUAAUACCAUUUCUGUUGUUUGGAUAUCAGCUCCUCCUGAUCGUUUUUGAUUUAAAGAUAAAACAAAGAUUCCAGGGCAUUGUCAUGCUCAUAUGAAAAAUUAACAGCAUACCAGAUUGUUGGAUUUGUUUAUUGUUUUGUUAAUGUUUAAGUCUCUUGUUAAUUUUGCCACUGUUUUAAUAUAUCCAUAUUGUAUCCAUUAUAAUUUAUGUUUACAUUUAUUCAUUAAGCAAGUGAUUUUCAUCACUCUUAAACAUGGUUUUAAAUACUAAAUGGUUUAUGUUGUGCAAUGGAAAAAUGAAUUCUUCACCAAAAUAUGUUGCUGCUUGCAAAUCAGCCAAUAAUAUUGUGCAAAGCAAAUUUAAAAAAUGAAGCAAACAGUAUGGUUAAUCA